UAAGGCUAAAAAGCACAUUUUUGACCCCAAAACAAAGCUCAUCUCUCUUGGUGACUCCUGUCUCCAGCACCUUCCAUCCCACCAUGCGCUGGAUCAGUCUAAUCCUGGCAGUUUUGGCUUUAGUCUCCAGCUUCCAACCAUCUGAAACGGUCCGCAUUAUCUCACUCCCACCAAACCCCCGUGUUGGAGAAAGAGUCAUCCUUCAUUUGGAAGAUGUCCAAUUUCCUACCAUGUGCUCCUGGUUCCGAGGCAAUGGCCAGAGCAAGAAUAGACAGAUCUUGCGAGCUGAAUUUGAUAGAGUCAUUGCAAGAGGGGAAGCCUACACAGGACGGGAAGAUCUGUGGAGAGCAUGUUCCUUAAUCAUCCAAAAUGUGCAGGCCUCUGAUUCUGGACCAUACACAGUCUCCAUGUUGGAGCUGCGGGAAGACCAUUUCAAAACUGCAGUGGGACAUCUGCAAGUUUCCAGCUAAGAUGCUCUGAAGAUGCUUCUGUCCACUUUUGCAACUUUAUCUUUGGAAUGGAGACAAAGAAGCUGCAGUUCAUCUGCCAUGGGGGAAUCCUAAGAAAGAAACAGCCAUUCAGGUUCUCUGGGUUCCCUUCAUCCCUUCUUGCCUUCACUCAAACCCACAACAUCCAACCAUUAAAAUUUCUUUUGGCAAAACUGACAAGUCCCCUAUGAACAGCUUAGUCUGAACCAGCUCUCCACUGAAGUUUGCAUUUUGUUGCCCUGCAGUUCUCAGAAACAUCAUCAGAAUUCACUUGUACGUUUGCUGAAAUAAAAUACCUUGGAAGUGC
Molecule: messenger RNA, 795 nt
Organism: Candoia aspera
Lineage: Eukaryota; Metazoa; Chordata; Lepidosauria; Squamata; Candoiidae
Product: carcinoembryonic antigen-related cell adhesion molecule 3-like
Exons: 3
Coding region: 84-470 (128 amino acids)
Biological process (GO): T cell activation
Cellular component (GO): external side of plasma membrane
Source: RefSeq, a predicted model, not a curated record